UUCAUUAUUCAAAUACACAGAAAAAGAAGAGUUUAUCUCUUUAUCUUUUCUCUUUCUCACACUAUUUCUCUUCUCCUUUAUCCAUACCUCUUUGUCGGCCUCCCAAUUCUCUCUCUUCAACCAAAUAUCUGUUUUACUUUUUAUUUUUAUUUUUAUUUUGUUAUGAUUUUGUGAUAUUGAGAUAAUAAUAAUAAUUACCAGGAAAGUUGAAGGUUUUACUGUUGUUGAAGCUGCGAUCGCUGAUCCAGAGUAGGCAGAAUGAGCUCUCUGCAAGGGCCUGUCAUUUGUCCUGUGGUACGUGGAAAGCAAACAAGUCAGUUUGCUGUUCCUGUCAAUUCUUCUGUAGUGAAGGCUAAGAUUUCGAAGAGUAGGUUCUGGGGGCUUAAUGGGAUCUCUAGCUUCCGGGUUAAUGUGGCUCGUCAACCACAAUCCAGAGUAAGCAAGGUGAUACAAUGCACCUUUAGUUCAUCAUCAGAUGGAAAUGGUAGCAUGGCAGAGAAUUCCAAUGAAAGCGACGCAGAUUAUGUGAACUCUAGUGUGGUAGAAGCUGUUGAAGUGCGAAGUGGGCCAGAUGGUUUCAUGAUCAAAAUGAGAGAUGGCAGACAUUUGAAAUGUGUCCAUAAUAAUCCACAAGGAGGUCAUCUACCUGAUUAUGCUCCACAUCCAGCGAUUGUGUUAAGAAUGGAAGAUGGGACAGGGCUUCUUCUCCCUAUAAUUGUUUUGGAGAUGCCAAGUGCGCUGCUCAUGGCAGCUGUGCGCAAUGUCCAAAUUGCCAGACCAACAAUGUAUCAAGUUGUGAAUGACAUGGUUGAGAAGAUGGGUUACACUGUUAAACUAGUUCGAGUUACCAAGAGGGUGCAUGAGGCUUAUUAUGCUCAGUUAUAUCUAACAAAGUCUGACAAUGAUGCUGAGAGUAUUAGCUUUGAUCUUCGUCCAUCUGAUGCAAUCAACAUUGCUGUGAGAAGCAAGGUGCCAAUACAAGUCAACAAGUACUUGGCUUAUAGUGAUGGUAUGAAAAUUGUUGAAUCUCCGAAGCCAGUAGUUCACACUACUGGUUCAGACGGUCUAUUGUUCGCCGAGCUUGACAGGCCUAAUGGCAAGCCGUGCAUUGAAACGAAGGAGUUUAUUCUUGUGCGAAAUAUGCUGAUUGCAGCGGUUGAAGAACGAUAUAGAGAUGCUGCUCUGUGGAGGGACAAGCUUACUCAACUGCGCUCCAAGAGAAACUGGAUAUAGCAGGUGUGCUUAGAGUUGUUUGAGCAAAGGACUACUGUGUAUAUAGAAGCCAUUCGUCGGAUGAGACAAUGUGGUCAGCAGCUUCAAAGAUCAAUUGUAGUUUCUCCCCUUAAUAUGUAAUGUAAAAAAAUAACUUGUGAAUAUCUGUAUAUAUAACUGUAAUUUUAAUUGAAGACGACGUACUGGUAAACUUAUGCAAGUUUUUUUCA
Solanum dulcamara is the source of this 1442-nucleotide messenger RNA. Its product is annotated as bifunctional nuclease 2. The transcript has 11 exons. Bases 259 to 1233 code for a protein of 324 amino acids. Gene Ontology annotation, molecular function: nuclease activity. Gene Ontology annotation, biological process: protein ubiquitination. Lineage: Eukaryota; Viridiplantae; Streptophyta; Magnoliopsida; Solanales; Solanaceae. The record is from RefSeq and is a predicted model, not a curated record. Gene Ontology annotation, cellular component: nucleus; VCB complex.